UACAAUAUUUCAUCGAGAUACAGUGUACAUUUAUUAGUAUAUAAUGGAGCUAGUAGUUCUAACUAGCUUCACACAUAUUAUUAUAUUUUAAUUGGGCAUGCAAUCCUGUUGUCAGUAGUAUUGAAAACAGUGUUAUUUCACUGAUUUUUUAACUGCUUAGUUAGCGAUAUUAAUAUAAUAACUUCAUUAGUUUAAAUCAACUUUAUAUUUUUCAUCGUAAUGUGGAAAGCAAUCUGGUCACUUUUUAUUUUGCUUUUUAUGUCAAUCACUUCAAUAAUUGGACAUUAUAGUAAUCAGCCAUGCUUUCGAUCUGACAACGGCCAUCUAUACGUAGAUAGCGCUACUAGCCGCAAUAUAUCUUUGAGUACAAAAGGACAAGGAUUCAUAAACUUGAAUAAUGAGAACUUACUUCAAAUUAUUGGACUGGCUAAAGAAGCUUGGGAAGUAAUUGUUGCUUUUCGAUCAAACGAUUUGCCUGAGUUUGCGGAUACAUUAAACAAUUUUGUGCCAAUGAUAGAUGGUCCGAGAGGUUUAUCCAGUCGAGUCACCGCUCUGGAAAUGCAAAUUUUUAAUGCAUCAUCGAAAUUAUCUACUAAAGGCAACGGUGGAACGGCGUUCACCGCAAAUCGAUUAGAAGUCAGAUUGACUAAUUUAGAAAAGAAAAUCACCAAUCUAGUUAGUCUUUUGUCAAUUAGCGAAUGCUUGAGUAACCCUUGUCAGAAUGGUGGCACAUGUAUAGAUAUUUAUAAUGGAUUUCAAUGUAAUUGUCCAAACAAUUGGCAGGGUAGAAUGUGCGAACUGGACGUAGACGAAUGUGUGCGUUUCCUCCACACAGACUUAGGGUGUCAAAACGGAGCAGAAUGCAAGAAUACGCCCGGAAGUUACGAGUGUGUGUGCGUGGUGAACUGGUUCGGUUUGCACUGUACGAAAAGGAAGAACGAUUGCAACGCGGCAAUGUCGUCGGAACUCUGUGGCAAUGGGGUGUGUAUCAAUCAACCAUCUACUGUUGGCUACACGUGCAUCUGUAACCAGGGCUGGACUGCCAUGGAUGGAGGACAAAAUCCGGCUUGCACGAAAGAUGUGGACGAAUGCAAGGAAAAUAAGCACACGUGUUCGGCAAACCCACCAGUCGAGUGCAGGAAUACCAGGGGGUCAUUUACCUGCGCAAAUUGUCCGGCAGGUUACGAGGGAGACGGAUUUGUGUGUACUGAUGUUAACGAGUGUUUGAUAAAUAAUGGUGGAUGCAGUGUGAAUCCCAGAGUUCAGUGCGUAAACACGAGAGGUUCAUUUAAGUGCGAAUUAUGUCCACCUGGUUAUAUUGGUGAUGGAUUUAAUUGCGUCUAUAAAUCUGGAGGAGCGUGUGCAAUAGACAAUGGAGGGUGUCAUCCAAAUGCUGAGUGCACUGUUUACGCUGAAACAACAAUUCAGUGUACAUGUCGGCAAGGAUAUAAUGGUAAUGGAAUCGGGAUGAACGGAUGUAUUAAAGACUAUAUAACAGCAAUAGAUGUAUGCCAGAAUAAUCCUUGUGGUUCCCAUGGUGUGUGCCUUUCGAGUUCAACUAACAGUUUUUCAUGUCAGUGUGAUGCGGGUUAUACAGGACGAAUAUGUAAUAUAAGAGUAGAAAAUCCAUGCUUUGUAAAUCCCUGUCUAAACGGAGAAUGUGUCUUUGAUCCAGAACGUGGAAAAUUUAGUUGCAAUUGUUAUACAGGUUAUUUUGGACCGUUAUGUGGAUCAUUUGAAGAAAGAUGUGGGGGUUAUUUUGACACAUUUAAUGGAUCAAUACAGUAUCCCGAAUCAAAUACAACGCUAACCUAUCAGAGUAACUUAAAUUGUGCAUGGCUGAUCGAAAUAAAUUCAUCUCUCGUCAUUAAUAUAUCAUUUGUUUGGAUUGAUAUUGAAAAAUCAAUAAAUUGUUCUUCCGACUAUGUUGAAAUUAAAAACGCCGAUGACUAUAAAGGACAAUUUUUGGGUAAAUUUUGUGGAAAUAUAUUACCUUUAAAAAAUAGCAUUAUUUCGGAUUCAUAUUCAGUUUAUGUACGUUUUCGAUCUGAUGGAUCCAAAAAUUAUCGAGGUUUUCAGUUAAAUUACACAUCAAUACAACCAGAAUGUGGAGGUAUAUUAAAUAUCGAUUCACAUGGCACAUUAUCUUCUCCUGGUUCUCCUAAAAAAUAUCCACCUAAUCGUGACUGCUAUUGGACUUUAAAUGCCAUUCCAGGAAAGAGAAUUCAAUUAAAUUUCUUCUCAUUAAGUUUAGAGAAACAUGUAAAUUGUCUUUAUGACUAUUUAGAGAUUCGAGAUGGUUUUACUCAGCAUAGUCCAAUACUGGCCAAAUUAUGCAGUACUACAAAAAAUAGUUUACCUCCUCCUAUAAUAACUUCAAGUUCACAUGCAAGUUUGCAUUUUCAUUCCGAUAGUCUAGGCCAAGACUACGGAUUUCAAAUUACGUACAGUGUAAUUGAAGGUGUACCCGGAUGUGGUGGGACUUAUACAAGCACUUCUGGAAUUAUAUCUUAUCCUCCACAUUUGACAAGUGAUAGUUUUAAUGAUCUGGACAGUUCAAAUUGUGAGUGGCAUUUAAAAAUGCCACUUCAUCAGAAACUUAAACUUGAAUUCAUUAAGAAGUUUGGCAUUGAAUAUUCAACAGAUUGUUUAAAAGAUUUUUUGGAAAUUUACGAUGGCCCAAAUAUAAAAUCUCCAUUAAUUGGUCGUUAUUGUGGUUCAACUAGAUAUGUACAGCCAAUUAUCUCAAAUAGUAAUGAUGUCACUAUUCUUUUCAUAUCAAACUUUUCAUCAACAGUUGAAGGGUUUACGAUCAAAUAUGAGACAUUGUGUGGUGGAACAUUUCUUAAUAGCAAUGGUAUAAUCGAAUCGCCAUUCUAUCCAGAACCUUAUCCACAAGAUAAAAUAUGUGAGUAUCUAAUCGAACAACCCGUUGGAAAAGCUAUUCGAUUAUCAUUUUUGGAUAUGGAUAUGGAUCCUAAGUAUCCAUUAUGUUUUUUUAAUUCAUUAGAGAUCAGAGACGGAGACAAUGCAAAUUCAACUAUGAUUGCAUUUCUAUGUGGAAAUAUUAAAAAACUUCCCAAACUUCCAUAUAUAUCAACACAUAAUUAUAUGUGGCUAAAAUUUUCCUACAAACAUACUAAUUCUUAUAGAGGAUUUCGAGCUAACUAUUCAACCAUUGAUAUAACAUGUGGUGGUAUAUUGAAGCAACCAUCAGGUAUUAUACAAUCGCCGAAAAAUCCAGAGGAAUAUCUCAAAAAUCAAAUGUGUAAAUGGAUUAUAUCUGUAAAUGAAUCUAGUCGAAUACAAUUAAAUUGGUUAUCGUUCUCUUUGGAUAACCAUAUCACUUGUAAGAAUGAUUAUGUUGAAGUCUAUGACAAUAGUGUUCAAGGAAAUGCAUCAAAAAUUGCUAAGUAUUGUGGAUCUAAAGUUCCACCUGUAUUGACUUCAUUAGGUAAUCGACUAACAAUAGUUUAUAAAACUGAUCAUUUAGGAGCACUGGAUGGGUUUAUGUUAAAUUAUACUUCUUUAAAUAAAGCACGAGCGUGUGGUGGAAACUUCUUCACCCCAGAAGGUUUUAUCAUGUCACCAAAUUUCCCAGACGACUACCCCACACUAAUGUAUUGUAAAUGGACCAUAAAUGUACCAGUUUCAAAUCAGAUUGAGCUGAACAUUACUCAAUUUCAUCUCGAAGAAACACAUGAGUGUGAAUUUGAUUUCAUUGAAAUUCGAAAUGGUAGAUAUUCUUCAUCACCUUUAAUUGGAAAGUAUUGUGGAUCUAAAAUUAUUCCUAUUAUAUCUUCAGCCGGAAAUUCGUUAUUUAUAAAAUUUGUAUCCGAUGGGUCACUUGGCUUUAAAGGUUUCUUUAUUCAAUGGUAUUUAAGUGCCAGAGGUUGUGGGGGAACAUUGAAUUCUGGUAGAGGAAGUAUCGUGUCUCCUAACUAUCCAUUGCCUGUACUGGAAACAUUGGAAUGUUUCUACAAGAUAUCUGUGGUGCAAGGAAGUCAAAUCCAGCUUACUAUAAUAGAUAUGCAAUUAGUGACAGACAAUGUUCCUGGACUAUGGUGUAAAGACGAUUUUCUUGAAUUUUAUGACGGCGGAAGCUCCGCUAAUAAAUUAUUAGGAACAUAUUGUAAUGAUACUGGUUUACCUCAGUUUGUACAAUCGACAUCAAAUCAAAUGUAUAUAAAAUUUAGAAGUAGUGGUUUUUCCAAAGGUAGAGGAUUCUCGUUAAAAUAUGCUACUGAUUGUUAUGUGAAUUUAAAAGGAUAUCAAGGAGCUAUUGAAAUAGUUAAAGAAGGAGAUACAAACAGAGAUACGUGUAUAUGGACAAUUUUAGCUCCCAAAGGAAGUACAAUUAAUAUAACUUUUACUGAAUUUGAAAUAUCGAAGAGUUUCAUAAGGACACCGAUUAAUCUGGAAGACGACAGCGAUAUUUUAAACUCGCCAUUGCCUUUUAACAGUUUAAAUCGUUACUAUCCGCCACGGAGCCUAGUAAAAUAUCCUUUUUUGGGACCACACAGGAUUAUACUUUCAGAUUUGCGUCAAUUUCAUAAUUUAUAUUUUAAAUGUAUAGAUACCAAGUUAAUUAUAACUGAAGGAGUCAACAUGCAAGAAAUUAAUACUGUUUUGUGGAAAAAUAACUGUUCCAUGGAACCUCAUUCUAUGAUAUCUUCAACUAAGAACAUUGUUAGAAUUAAUUAUAAAUUCAAAAACGAAAAUCACUUUAUGGGUGAUAAAUUCAACAAUUUUCGUAUUGAGUGGAUAGUAGACGGUUGUGGUGGCGUGUUUAAUCAACUGCAAGGAGAAUUUACAUCACCUAAAUAUCCUGGAUUUUACGGUUUGAGUACAACAUGUGAAUGGAAUAUUAUAACCGGUAAUGGAUAUAUUAUAGAGAUAACUAUAGAAGACUUAUGGUUUGAAGCUUCAGGAUCUUGUUUACAUGAUUACAUAGCUAUUUUCAAUGGAUAUGAUGAUUCUGCCCCGGAAUUGUUAAGAAUAUGCCAUAAACAAACAAGUCCGAUAACAUUGACGUCUAUUGGAAAUGAAGCUUUUGUAAGAUUUGUAUCAGUCGAUGAGUCUCAGAAAAAGCGAUUCAAAGCUACAUACAGGGCAAUUGAAUCGAAAUGUGGAGGGAUGUUUACUGCUCCUCAAGGAGUUAUUCAUACUAGCAAUUACCCUCGGAGCUAUGAUUCUAAAAGUUCUUGUACAUGGACUAUUGAGAUAGCAGAAACGCAUUUAAUAAACCUUACAUUUAUUGACUUCAGUACUCAGAGUUCUCCUCGGGGGAAUAAUGAUGUAGUCCUAGUAUAUGAUGGUAAUAUUCAUGGGAAAUUACUCCUUAACCAUUCUGGAAAUAGCAUACCACCACCUGUUAUAUCUCCAACAAAUAAGCUCCUUGUAUCCUUUGAAGUUGGUAAACACGACUUCCAAGCGAAAGGGUUUAAAGCAAUAUAUUCCACGGCAUGUGGUGCAAAAUUAAUAACAAAUGAUUCGGGAAUUAUAACUAACAAUCCAUAUUUUACAAAUGGUAAAAUCGAGAACUGUUCUUGGACUAUUAUAUCUGAUAUCCCAAGGUCAAAAGUCACAUUAACGUUUACUCAUAUAGACAUAGUACAUUAUAUUGAAGAUAUAAUAGUAGAAAAGUCAAAUAUAACUGAUCGUCAGUGUUCUGACGAUUUAUUUCAUACAAUAUUUCGAAUUUUGGAUGGCCCGGAUUCUGAUGCACCUGAAAUAUUAAAGUUUUGUAAAUCAAAUCCAAUACCACCACCUAUUGUCAGUCACGGACCUGCUAUGCGUAUAGAGUUUACAGAUAACUCUGGUGCGUUGGAUUCAUUUGCAGCUCUAUAUUCUGUGAGAUCAGUAGCAUGUGGUGGAACUUACGAUUCCAUAAGAGGAACGAUUUCUUCACCCAACUACCCAAAUAAUUAUUAUAGAGACUCAGAAUGUGUUUGGAUAUUAAAGUCCUCCGUUGGAAAUCUCGUGUCUUUGAAUUUUAUUGCUUUUGAAUUGGAAGAAGACGAGUUUUGCAAUGAAGAUUACGUGGAAAUUAGAGAAGGGGAUUCUAUCGGUCCAGUCUUAGGUAUUUUUUGUGGACUAAAUUUGCCAUCUAAUAUUACUUCGGGUUCUACGCUUUGGGUCAAAUUUCGUUCCAAUUCUCUUGGAUCAGCCAAAGGAUUUACUGCAGAUUUUAAAUAUGUUACUAAAAUCUACAAGUCACAGCAGUCAGGGAAAAUCUCGAGUCCAAUGUAUCCCAAAAUAUACAGAGAUAGUGAAGAUUAUUCGUGGACAAUAAUAGUAGAUCAAGAAAAAAUAGUUCAAAUUGUGAUUAACGAUUUAAUUUCUUCUUCCGAAAUUCACGAACUUAAAAUAUACGACGGGAGUAAUGUCGAAUCAUUAAUUUUAUUUGAUCUAAGCUCAACAAAUGACUAUGUAGAAUUGAACAAAACCAUAAUAUCAAGUGUCAAUAUUGUUUUCAUACGGUUGAAAGCAGGGGAGAAAAGAGUUGUAGGCAUACGGUUUUUACUAUCGUGGACACAGAUAGAUAAGCUGUAUUCGAAUAAACUAUAUCCAAUGUCGGAAUAUAAGUUCAAUAGUACUAGUGUUGACUAUUAUUUAUCACCGAGCUCUAACACAAGUGUGACUAUUACUAGUCCUGGCUAUCCUAAUGGUUAUGCACCGAAUCUCAAUGUAACUUGGAUAUUACACACGGAACCACACUAUCAUAUUGAUAUUGAACUUAUUGACAUAGAUUUUUAUCCAAUUCGUUCGUCGUUCGAUAAGUUUUAUGGAGAUUACCUUGACGUAGUAACUGUUGAUCCUGAUACGGCAAAUACAAUAUUGUUGAAAAAAGUGUAUGCAAACAACAAACAAAAUAAUGACAAAAGUAUAGUCGGAAAGAAUAAAGUAAUAUUAACUUUUAUUUCAAACAAGUCAUUAAAUGGUACAGGAUUUAAAGUUGAAGCAAAAUUACAAUGUGGAGGUCAAUUGCGAGGACCAACAGGAGUCAUUAAUUUAUAUAAUACAUCAAAACUCAUUGAAUUAUCGCACUCGUAUCCACUUCGAUGUACUUGGAAUAUCACUGUACGACCAGGAAGAACAAUUUUAGUGAAACUUAUGACCAUAAAAUUGUCUUCGUCCAGUCUAUGUGUAGAUAGUUAUAUUUUGUUGAGAAAUGGAUUGUAUGAGGAUUCGUCUUUUAUCGGAAAAGGAAAAUACUGUAAUGAAUCGAAUGAAUCAACAUUAUCUACAACUGAAAAUAUGUUACAAAUUAAUGCUGUACUGUUGGAAGGAGACAAUAAAUUCAAAAUAGCAUUUGAAGAAAAAUCAAUUAACUGCGGUGGACAAAUUUAUUUGAAUGAUGCAUACAGUAUUAGCCAAAUCACAUCCCCUCAAUAUCCAAAUAUACCACCAGCCCACAUAGAAUGUAUUUGGACGGUGGUUGCACCGUCUGCCGAACGGAUAUCUGUAACUAUUGAAGACUUAGAUUUCUCUGUAAUUGAAGAAUGUGAAGCAGAAUAUUUGGAAUUCAGAGAUGGGGCAGCUCGAUUUUCACGAUUAAUAAGUCAAAUUUGUCAGGAUAUGGAGAUUGCAGAUAUCGAAACUACAGACAGAUUUUUAUACAUCAAGUAUUUCACAAAUUUAAAUAUACCCAGUAAUGGUUUUAAAUUAAAUGUUACUAUAGCGAAAUGUGGUGGUACUCGACGAGCACCUCGGGGUAUAAUAUCGUCUCCUAAUUAUCCCAGCUCAUACGAGUCAAACGUGGAUUGUGAAUACAAGAUUAUUGCUGGACCUGGUAUGCAAAUUCGGUUGAAAUUUGAAACGGUGAUACUUAAACGCCAAUAUCCAGGCAUCGAAGAUUCAGUAAACAAUAAAAUCUAUGACGAUACUUUAACCAUAUUCGAUGUGGACCCCCUCAACAAAACAAGGGUGAAGAUAUUAACAAUUGUUGGUUCCGAUUUACCAUUACAUGAAAUCAGAUCAUCUGGUCAAGAAUUAAUUAUUAAAUUUAAAUCACACUUUAUAAACAGACCAUUUCGUAUGAACAACACUCAAGCAAAAUUUUUAAUGUCAUAUGAGACUGACUUUAUUGAUUGUUUUAAAAAUUACGAUGUUGAAAGUGGUGAAAUAAGCAGUCCAGUCUAUACCAGUUUGGAUAGUGGAAACAUUUUUUGUAGUUAUAAUAUUAAGGUGCCAAAGGGACGUAGAAUCACUGUAGAAAUAAUCAAAGGAAAAUCGCUCAUUCAAAAUUGUGAAAAAAAUGCUCUACCAGAAAAUAGGCUUAAAGAAAAACUCAAAGCUUAUCAAGUGAUAAUGUCAAGUGAUAUGUUUCGGGCUGCUGUAUGCAUCGAUCCUGCUAUUGACCCCAAGUCAUUGAACUAUAUGUUUGAAUCAACUUCAAACGAGAUUAUGUUGAAAUAUGAAAAACCUUACAAAAUAGAUAAUCUUGAUGGUUUUCGAUUAAAAUUCUCAUCUGACAAACCUUCCAUUUGUGGUGGAACAAUUGAUGCCAGCAUCAAAGGUAAUUUUGAAUUCCCAAUCAAAUAUUUAACCAAGGGUUAUUGUCAGUGGGAUCUUACAAACACUAAUGGAACAAUUGUAAUAUCAACAAAUUUCAAAGUUAAUGAAAGCCAGAUAUCUUGCAAAGAUGAAAAUAAUCAUAUUUUAUUGGCCACUUAUGAUGACAGUGAAUUAUUAAAAAGGUAUUGUCCAAUGCCGAAUACCAACGAAAAGUUUACAAUUCUAAGUCCAAUGCCAAUGGUUAAUCUUUUGAUGUUGACUAACUUAAGAACAAUUAACUACACAGCUAAAAUUGAUUAUAACGUUAAUUCAUGUGGCGGAGUGAUGAAUGGGCAGAAAAUAACAAUAACAAGUACUGAUUAUCCUAAAAAUUAUGGGCAAAAUUUAAAAUGUGCCUGGUAUUUAAAACUUCCUGAAGGUAAUAACGUCGAUAUACGUUUUAAUGAUAUUGACCUCGAUUCAUCAUGUGAUAAUAACUAUGUUAUGUUACACGAUGGACCAAGUCCUGAAAGUCCAGUAUUGGGUAAAUUCUGUGGUAACGUUUUGCCGGAAAAUCUAGUAGCUACUUCAAACGAGCUAUUUGUAGUAUUUUCAUCUGAAAAUGGAAAAAGUGACAGGAAAGGGUUCAAUUUAACUUUAGAAUCUAGACAAAAUAGCUGUGGAAAUAUGUAUGCAACGAAAGAAGGUGAAAUAUUUUCUAGAAAUUAUCCAAACUUAUAUCCAAACAACGAAGAGUGCGAGUGGAUUAUAGCGGUGUUGCCAGGCAACAGAAUUGGUUUGCAAUUUGUGGAACGUUUCAAUUUGGAACAAAGUGUAAAUUGUACUAAAGACUAUAUUCAGGUUUACAAUUUUAUUAAUGAUAUUUGGAUGCCACUUGGAAGUCGAUUGUGUGGUCGUGAAAUUCCACCUCAGUUUAAAUCGUCCGAAACAAAACUCAAAAUUCGUCUACGGACUGAUGGUGAUACACAAGGCGAUGGAUUUAAAGCCAAGUGGAGUAGUUUAUGUGGUGGAGUUUUUACUCAAAAUUCCGGUAAAAUUAUUUCCCCAAACUAUCCAAAACAUUAUCCCAACAACUUGGAAUGUAACUAUACGAUAUCUGUUCCCGGAGAAGAAAUACAAUUGACUUUUAAUUCGUUCGAACUGGAAGAUGAUGGAUGUCUUUUUGACAAUUUAACAAUAUAUAACACUGCAGGAGUGUUUGACGCUCAAACAAAUGAUUUAGUUGGCACGUAUUGUGGGACUAACGUACCACAUCCAAUGACGUUUAAGGAUAGUGUCAUAAUGAUAUUCAAGACAGACUAUUAUUUUACCGAUAAUGGAUUCGAAAUACAAUAUGCAGUUAAAACGUGUGGAAGAGAAAUUACAAGUCCAGGGAUUCUUAAAUCCCCAAUAAUUAUUAACCCACUAUUUGGCACUCAAGAAUACCCGGAAGACGUAAACUGCACAUGGAAUAUACGAGCUCCCCCAGACCAAGUGGUACAGAUAGUAUUCACCAAAUUUCAAUUGGAAACUUCAUCUUAUGAUUUUUCUUCUAAUAAAAUUUCAAAAAAUUGUCCAUAUGAUUAUGUCGUUGUUAUUGACGAGUCUGAUUUAAAAAAUAACAAUUCUCAAGAUUUCGGUAUUUUUUGUGGAGUUUUGGAUACACAGUUACCAGCAUUUUUGUCUAAAACAAAUUCUGUGUAUGUACAAUUUGUUAGUGAUUCUUCAAGGAGUGGUGAAGGAUUUGAGGCUGAAAUAACAUUCACUUAUGGUGAAUCUCAUGGAUGUGGAGGUACUAUACGGUUAAACCAAUCAAACAACAUGUCCAGCUAUACAUUGAACAAUUUGAAUAUUUCUGAGAAAACCUAUUUAGAUUGUGGGUGGUUAGUAUUGGUAGAGCCGUCAUAUGUAGUACAGAUGCAAGUGGUCAGGUACACAGAAACACCUAAAUGUUCAUCGAACGUUACAAAUUGUGUAUGCAGUUCUGUUCAGUUUUAUGAUGGCCCGGGACGUUCAGCUUUAAAAAUUCGUCAAUACUGCCCCGGAAAUAUUGACUAUUCUCCAUUAUUGUCUUCUGGUAGUAAUGCAUUUAUUAGAUACUCAAGCAUUCCAUCGGACGUAAACACACAUUUUGAAAUAAAGAUAACACCAGUGACAUCGGUUUGUGGCCCAAGUGCAUUGAUUGCAACCAACCAAACACAAGUACUAACGUCUACAAAUUAUCCAUUACCAUAUAAUAUGAACAAUUUGAUUUGCAAGUGGUACAUACAAAUGGAAUCUGAAUCUGAGGACCAAUCUCUUAUGUUACGGUUCAAGGAUUUGAAUUUGGCGGACACAAAAGACUGUUCGUCAAACUAUUUGGAAAUAAAGUACACGCCGUGGCCGCAAUGGUCGUACAGUACUUUCCGUGUAUGUCACGAAGACCAUGAAUUUGAUUUUGUGAGUCGGCCAUCGAAAAUGUUUACAUUGACGCUACGUACAGAAGUCGACCAAAAAACACCAAAAGGCUUUAGACUCGAGUAUAUAACUACAAGUUGCUCAACAACACAUACAAAACGCUAUGGAUAUAUUUUACAAUCAUAUGAUCCAAAAAUGUCGACGGGAGGAGAAUGCAUAUUCACGAUAAACUUAGGUCAAUCAAAUUUAACCAUUUCUUUAUUUAUUACAUCGUUUCUUUUUACGGGGCCAAGGAAAUUAUAUUUGUCAAAUUACCUAAAGGUUUAUGAUGGGCCAACAGUCUCUUCACCACUGCUAACCACUUUGAACGAUAAUUUUAAAACCCCAUAUCCUGUGUUUUCAACGGGUCCGUCGUUGACGAUGGCGUAUAAAACAAUCAAUUGGCUAGGGUUGUUGGAUAUGAGUUACACAUCUACGGAUCAAGGUAGAGGUUGCGGUGGAAAAAUGUUCAAUAUGGAUGGUACGAUAAUGAGUCCAAUGUAUCCUAUGGUGUACAACAAGAACUCAACUUGCAGGUGGGAUAUCGCGGUUCCAAGACCAAAUCCAAUCACGAUUCAGUUUGGAGCGUUUAACCUCGGUGCAAGGACGACAUGCAACACCGAUUAUUUGGAAAUGUACAACGUCGAUCAGUCGACGGGAGAAUCGUCGUUUGUUGCUAAAUACUGCGGUGGAGAUACUCCAGCUACGCACACCAGCCAAACGGGAGCAGUUUUCAUUCGUUACGUGACAACCGUACACAACACCGGCACAGGUUGGGCAUUGCGCUUUAAUGAAAAAGGCUUUUUCUAGAACAAUUUUAUAUUGUUUGUAGCUAACGAAUUAAAAAA
Myzus persicae (green peach aphid) is the source of this 11783-nucleotide messenger RNA. RefSeq names its product cubilin-like. Gene Ontology annotation, molecular function: calcium ion binding. The transcript has 62 exons. The record is from RefSeq and is a predicted model, not a curated record. Bases 220 to 11745 code for a protein of 3841 amino acids. NCBI's taxonomy places the organism in Eukaryota, Metazoa, Arthropoda, Insecta, Hemiptera, Aphididae.